CUUAGGCUCAUGCUGGGGCCUCCUGCUGAGCUACUGCUCGGGCAGACAUUGGUGAGAGAUGGGGGGGAGGGGGCUGGCGGCUUCUCACUCGGCUCUCGCCGCGCCCCCCCCAGGCUGAAGGUGUCCAAGGUUGUGCUCCUGGGAGACGUCUACGUCGGGAAGACCAGCCUCAUCAACAGGUUCUGCAAGGACGUGUUUGACCGUGACUACAAGGCCACCAUCGGCGUCGACUUCGAGAUGGAGAGGUUCGAGAUCGCGGGGACCCCCUUCAGCCUCCAGAUCUGGGACACGGCCGGCCAGGAGAAAUUCAAGUGCAUCGCCUCGGCCUACUACCGGGGAGCCCAGGUCAUCAUCACUGCGUUUGACCUGGCGGAUAUCGAGACUCUGGGCCACACCAGGCAGUGGCUGGCGGACGCCCAGAGGGAGAACGAGCCGGGAUCCAGCUUCGUCUUCCUGGUGGGGACCAAGAAGGACCUGCUGUCGGGUGCCGCCUGCGAGCAGACCGAGAUGGACGCCGUCCGCCUGGCCCAGGAGAUGCGGGCCGAGUACUGGUCGGUGUCGGCCAAGACGGGGGAGAACGUCGAGGCCUUUUUCAGCCGCGUGGCCGCCCUGGCCUUCGAGCAGGCCGUGCUGCGGGAGCUGGACAAGCAAGAUGGCCGCCGCGGCCAGAUCGGGGGCGCCGCCGCCAUCCGCAUGCGAGCGGAGGAGGGCGGGGCGGAGGGAGGAGGCGGCCCCCGCCGCCUCCAGUGCUGCUAGGAAGGGCC
Molecule: messenger RNA, 764 nt
Organism: Gracilinanus agilis (Agile Gracile Mouse Opossum)
Lineage: Eukaryota; Metazoa; Chordata; Mammalia; Didelphimorphia; Didelphidae
Product: ras-related protein Rab-36-like
Exons: 8
Molecular function (GO): GTPase activity; GTP binding
Source: RefSeq, a predicted model, not a curated record